Molecule: messenger RNA, 1750 nt
Organism: Prunus dulcis (almond)
Lineage: Eukaryota; Viridiplantae; Streptophyta; Magnoliopsida; Rosales; Rosaceae
Exons: 7
Coding region: 633-1616 (327 amino acids)
Biological process (GO): regulation of defense response to fungus
Source: RefSeq, a predicted model, not a curated record
UUCAUUUAUUGUUUAAUUCAUUUCAGCAUAGAGAUUUUCUGGAUAUUAAAACAUCUUUCUGUGGGAUUAGGCUGAUUAUAACCCUCAAUGUCUUCAUACUUCGUAAAUAUAUUUGUCAUCACUUUCUCAAAUGAUUAUAGAUUAAAGACUUAAUUUGUGUUCCUUCUCCUGGGCCUAGCAUCAUGAAACACCCUUGUAUUGUAUUCCGUUCCAACCAAAUUACACAGAAACCGUAAGUAGGAUUUACAGCCCUGAUGUCUCCAACUUCCAACCUCUUAGCUUGCCUAAACGGCUGCAUGAUCCAAACGCUCUCUAAUUGUGAUAAGAGCAGAGCAAAGUCCCCCCACUUCCUCAUCAUGUAGACUCCUACGAAACCCGAAAUUCCAUGUCAAUGGAAAGGAAAGAGAAUCAACACACAUACUAGCCGUGGAAUUAUUGUGUGAUCAGAAUUUAAUAGCUGAUAAGUCUUUCCAACUUUAGCAACCUCUAAAGAAGUUUUCUCAAGGAUGAAGAUAGCCCCGGGUCCUUUCUUGGAGUUAUGGUCUACUGAGGUAAUUGGAAUACCCUCAAGUUCAAUUGGGUUACCCCCUUCGUUUCCAUUACUCUGAGAAACAAUCAUAGCUCUCUUGUUGAUGCCCGCUGGCUACAAAGCCUCUGUUUCUUCUGCUCUGUCAUAUACUGCCCUCUUCUUUCGCUUCUUUCCCUUCACUGCAUAUGGCCUCAACCAUCUCCGUAGCUUGCAGUCACCAUUUUUUAUCCUCAACAGCAACCUCAAUCUCUGCAAGCCUUGGCAUGCAUCGAGUCCUCAACAAUCUCAAUCUCUCCAGACGUCACAACGCUGGCGCUCUUUUGACUACAGUUCAGGAUUAGAUCGUUUGCCUUUGCUUGGUAAUGGUUCCCAUGAUGAAAAAAGCAGCCAUGACGAUCAACACUACUGGGAAACUGGCUCUAAUGAUUCCAGCCUCGGUGACUAUGACGAGCAGAUUAAUGUGGCAAGCGUACCGUUUCAGGGCUCUGUUGAUUCCAAUCCGAGUGUGUCUCCUUUAGCUUCCAUUAGUGCCCGUGUGUUAAACUUAUUUCCUCAGGGAUCUGAUGACUUCAAUCCUCGCGUUAGCACUGACUAUGACGACUCGGGCACUCUAGCAAGUGCAGUGGGCCCUUCCGGUUCAAAUCCUCCUGGGUCUGUUGCUAUUAACAUUGGCUUGCAGGUUGAAAAUAAUGAUCCACAUCACAGGACAAGGGUAACUGCCUUAGAGUUGACCUUUAUGCUCGUUGGUUUCAACCUAGAAAUAUUGUCAGCCGGUUUCGAUCAGAUUUCCUCCACAAGUAAGCCUCGUUAUGCACUGACCAGUUUGCUGUUGGCCGUUGCGGGUGUGUUUACUUGCAUCUGGGAGCUCAUUUAUAAUGUUAUAAAGGAGAGAGAUGCAUCUCCGAAUAGCACGGUUUUUGGUACGUUGCCUGACAUUUUCGGAUUGGGACUUGCCGUGAUUCAAUGUGUUUGCUCGGCAGUGCAGUAUUAUUUCCUCCAUCAUCAUCAUAGUAAUCCAAUGAAACUGUCCCCUGUGCCUGUCUUUUUCUUCACCUGUUUGGUGGUUUUGAAAUUAAAAGGAAACUAGGGCCACACUGUUGUAUUCAGCCACAUUAUAUGGUUCAUGAGUUCUGAACUUCUGAAUGUAUAACUAAAUUAUGAAAUUGCCCAAAAAUUAGACAAUGUUGCACAUUCAUUUUUAUAUCCAACUAUUUGGUCGCA